CCCAAUGGAAAUUUUACCUGUGAAGACAUCAAAUUCUGAUAGAUACAAAAUUGAAGCUAGAAAUCUUUCCUACAAAUUACCUCCUAAAUAUAAUGAGUUUAAAUGGAUAGGCAAAAAGUUGGCUAACAACAACAAAACUAGUACUUAUAUACUAAGGAAUGUGAGUUGUGAAGCCAAACCAGGAGAAAUUACAGCAGUUGUUGGUCCAAGUGGCGCGGGAAAAACGACGUUGUUGGAUAUUCUAGCAGGAAAUGUUGGUCCAUCAUGUGUUUCUGGUCAUGUUCUUGUUAAUGAUCAGCCUAUGAAGCCUGCAAAUUUCAGGAGAAUAUCAGGCUAUGUGACACAAGAUGAGGCUUUAUUCCCUCCUCUCACUGUUGAAGAGACUUUGAUGUAUAGUGCGCGAUUCAGGCUACGUGCAGGGGAUGAUAAGGCCAAAGACAGAGUGAAAAAGCUGUUGAAUGAGCUUGGUUUGGACCAUGUUGCUGGUUUAAAAGUUGGGAGAGAAUCAAGCAGGACUAUUUCAGGUGGUGAGAAGCGUAGAGUGGCGAUUGGAGUUGAAUUAGUCCAUGAUCCUGCUGUUGUUUUGCUCGACGAACCAACUUCAGGUCUUGAUUCUGCUUCAGCUUUUCAUGUAAUGCAUCUGUUAAAAUCAAUGGCUAAGAAUCAUGGUAAGACAAUUGUACUAACCAUCCAUCAGCCUGGUUUUCGAAUUCUUGAACUUUUCGAUAAAGCUGUGUUGCUGUCAAAUGGCUUUGUCCUUCACAAUGGAUCUUUGCAUCUUCUUGAAGAGAAACUUAAGUCCACAGGACAUUUCAUUCCUCAUCAUGUCAAUGUUCUUGAAUUCGCUAUCGAUAUAACAGAUAGCCUUGCAGAAUGCCUGCAUUCUGGAGAUCAAAGUGACAUUGAAAAAUGUGAAACAGAACAAGAAAGUGUUAAUGUGCUUAACAAAAACACCAAUAAGGAAGUUCUCUACUCCAAUUCUCCACUGAAAGAAGUACUAAUUCUGAGCCAAAGAUUCUGCAGGAACAUCUUCAGGACAAAACAACUUUUCUUGGCUAAGGUGAUCCAAGCAUUACUUGUGGGGCUAAUUCUGGGAUCAAUAUUUUUCAAUGCUUAUAACAACAACACCAAGAAUUUGGAGCUGCAAUCUCAAGUUGGAUUCUUUGCUUUUAGUCUCACAUUCUUGCUGUCAUCCAACACGGAAGCUCUACCGAUUUUCUUAGAAGAAAGGCGAAUCCUAAUGAGGGAAACAUCUAGAGGAGCCUACAGAAUUUCCACCUACAAUAUAGCUAACACUAUAGUAUUCCUUCCUUUCCUUUUCAUAGUGGCUCUUCUCUAUGCUAUACCAGUAUACUGGCUAGUAGGAUUAAAGUACGAAUUCAGUGCAUUCGCGUACUAUACUCUGGUGUCCUGGAUGAUUUUCGCGAUGGGGAAUUCAUUUGUGGCAGCCUGUUCUGCACUAGUGCCAAAUUUCCUCCUUGGAAUGUCAUUUAUCGGUUGCCUAAUAGGUGCAUUUUUCCUUUUCUCAGGGUACUUUAUAUCGAAGGAGUCAAUUCCUAUAUUCUGGCUAUUUGUGCACUAUCUGAGUCUGUUUAAGUAUCCGUUCGAAUGUUUCUUGAUUAAUGAGUAUGGAGGAGAGAGUGGGAAACUGAAAUGCAUACAGAAAGUUGAUGGAGUGUGUCUAAUGUAUGGUGAACAGUUGUUGACACGAUACGGUCUGGAGGAGUCACAGAAGUGGUCUAACAUAGCUAUUAUGUUGAGUUUCAUCUUUUGUUACAGGUUUUUAAGCUUUCUGAUUCUCUGGUAUAGAUCUAUCAGAAACAAAUGUUGA
Molecule: messenger RNA, 1831 nt
Organism: Solanum verrucosum
Lineage: Eukaryota; Viridiplantae; Streptophyta; Magnoliopsida; Solanales; Solanaceae
Product: ABC transporter G family member 10-like
Exons: 1
Coding region: 5-1831 (608 amino acids)
Cellular component (GO): membrane
Molecular function (GO): ATP hydrolysis activity; ATP binding; ABC-type transporter activity
Source: RefSeq, a predicted model, not a curated record